AUGAGAACGGCCCUCCUUCUGCUCGUUGUACUCCUUGCCGUCGCGCCCGCCCAGGCAGACUGGUGGGACAGCGCGAAUGACAAGAUUGCCAACGCGUUCACAAGUUUGGGCGAGUGGUGGCGUGGCGAAGCUGCGCCCACGAUUCGCGAGAAGUUCGACGAGGCCAAGGCGACGGCCAAGGAUCCCGAAUUCCACAAACGAUAUAUGACCUGGAUCAAGGAGAAAGCUGUGGCGGCAAAGGAAUUUGCGGAAGCCGAAGUGGUGCCCCACCUAAAGGACAUCUAUCGAGCUGGGAAGAGCGCGAUCACGGAUAUCCAAAAAGAAGAUGGCGUGAAAGUUGAUCAGACUCCA
Mesorhabditis spiculigera is the source of this 351-nucleotide messenger RNA. The record is from the annotation of a GenBank genome assembly. NCBI's taxonomy places the organism in Eukaryota, Metazoa, Nematoda, Chromadorea, Rhabditida, Rhabditidae.